Messenger RNA from Choloepus didactylus (southern two-toed sloth), 2512 nucleotides. RefSeq names its product THAP domain containing 3 (gene THAP3). The record is from RefSeq and is a predicted model, not a curated record. The transcript is spliced from 5 exons. NCBI's taxonomy places the organism in Eukaryota, Metazoa, Chordata, Mammalia, Pilosa, Megalonychidae. Bases 47 to 763 code for a protein of 238 amino acids.
CGCCGCCGCCAUCUUUGUUAGGGGCAGGCGGGCCCGGCGCCCCGAGAUGCCGAAGUCGUGCGCGGCCCGGCAGUGCUGCAACCGCUACAGCAGCCGCAGGAAGCAGCUCACCUUCCACCGGUUCCCGUUCAGCCGCCCGGAGCUGCUGAAGGAAUGGGUGCUGAACAUCGGCCGGGGCAACUUCCAGCCCAAGCAGCACACGGUCAUCUGCUCCGAGCACUUCCGCCCCGAAUGCUUCAGUGCCUUUGGAAACCGCAAGAACCUGAAGCACAACGCCGUGCCCACGGUGUUUGCCUUUCAGGACCCCAUGCAGCUGGUGAGGGAGAACACAGACCCUGCUGGGGAGCGAAACAGCGCACACUCUCUGGAGGAAAAGGGCGUUGGCGAGGCGGGGGCUGAGCGCAGCGCUGCGAGAGCCAUGGACACAGCGCUCGGGGAGCUCCGGCUGCCCGCGAACGCCGAGGCCCUCACCGGAGAGGUCUCACCACGUCGUCUGGGAGCAGCAGAGGCCCCUGGCCGUCCUGCCAGCCCCACGGGGCCCAGCAGGCCCCUUCCCAAGCAGCCACUGGAUCACAGUUAUGCCCUUUUGGAUUUACAUGCCCUAAAAAAAAAACUCUUCCUCACCCUGAAGGAAAACGAAAAGCUCCGAAAGCGGUUAAAGGCUCAGAGGCUGGAGAUGCGUAGGCUGUCCAGCCUCCUGCGUCUCCAUGGGGAGGGACAGCAGCUCCCACAGGCCAGCCCACCAGCAGAGCAGCAGAGCUGAGCGGGUGCCGGCUCAUCUUGGAGAUGCGGGGUCAGUGCACUCAGGGCCGGGCAGUGGCUUCAGGGCCCUUGCUGGUAACAGUUGUCUGCUGCUGACCCUUGGAAAGCGGCAGUAAGGAAUGCUGGGGCAGGAGAGUAAGGGGACCCGGAGCCCGCUGUGGGAAGACAGUCACUGGCAUUGUCCAACAUGCAGCAUCCGGAGACCCCAGGCUGGCGGGGAGGGGAACUCUGGGCACGACAGGCUGAGUCCUCUAAGUGAUGGGGGCCCGGUCAGAGGCAGCCUGUUCGCAGCUGUGUGUGCCAGCAGGCGCUGAGCCCAGGCCUGAGCCCCGGGGGACACAGGCUCCCUCCCGGAAGAGCAAACUCUUCUUUCCUGGAUGCAUUUCCCAGGAUGGCCGCUCCAAGGAUAUCCCCCCGCGACAACAGGGAGCGAGUGGGGGUCCCUCCCGUCGGCCUGGACAGCCAGCGCCUCCAACUCUGUGGGCCAAGGCUGGCUGCUGGCUUCACGGCCUGGCUUGAACCAACGAUAAAAUGUCUCUCCACACUGCGAUUCUGCCUCUGUCACUGAAAACCAACUAAGUGAUGGUGCCAGGUUUUCUCUUCUGCCAUGUUUCACUGUCACUGAGAAGAAUAAAAACAUGACUUUAAUUUAAAAAAAGAGAAAGCUAAGAACACUCCGUUAUUUCUUAGACCAGUGUUUGCUCUAGGAAUGGAAUCACGGCGUCAGUGGUUCAGUGAAGAUGCAAAUGGGGUGGGGGGGGGGCACUUCCCUUAUUUUGCUCACUCCUAAAAAGAAACACACAGAUAAUUAAAAAAUACUAUCCCCAGCCUUCAGGAAAAGUUUAUUAUGUAAGAGUAGCCUUCCGAACAAUCACCUUCAAACAAAAUGAGGAGAGCUGGUGUCCCAAAGAACUACCUGCAGCAGAGGAAACACAAGCCCGUUUCCAAAGUCCAAGGUUCAUGACAUGCGGUUUAUUGCACGAUUCAUUCAGAGACUCGGGUCAGAGAAUCUUUUAAUGGUGAUAAAUAGCACAGAAUUUUACAACCUGAACUGUGUAAAAACUGGAGGGCAGGGCCACGCGGAUGAUUCUCAGAAACCAGGGUCAGGGCAGAGGAGGGUGACUUCAGCAAGAGCUGCAGGGGUGAUGAGACCCCCGACAUCGCCUCCCUGGGCCGUAGAACUGUUGUUGACCCAGUUACAGGACACAUGACAGGCCACUGCACCAGGAGGCCGUUUACUGCAGAUGACAGACCAGGCUCCUUGGGUGUAAAUAUUCUGCACCCCCAGAAGGGGGUCUUAGGGGCAGUCACACCCCAGUCCCCACCACCCACCCAGGAGCCUCCGUGAGGAGGGCUGGACCCGAGAAAGUGCUCAGCUGGGCCCUUCUGAGCGGCAGCAGCAGUGCCCCCCUGCCAGGUGGCCCGCCAGUGGUGUGGGCGCAGCAGGUGACGAGCCCUGGUCCUCAUGGCAGGCCUCCCUGGGGCAUCGCUCAUCUGAGUUUGGCACCUGUCUGCACCCCUGCCCUCGUUCCCUCCCACCACCUAAUGCCCCCUCCCCCCCUCCUGGCAGUGCUCUCUGCACCCUAAUACUGCGCUGCAGAUUUGGGUGGCCACAGGCAGCUCCUGCUGAGGCGUGGGGGCUUGGGGGCUUGAUCUGCUGCCAGAGGGGCCCUUCCCCCACAGGACGCGGGGGACUGCUGGGAGGAACGGACAUGGCAGGGAUUGAGCCCUGAGGCCAGGGUGACACUGC